AACCGCCUGUAGGGGAGGGCGCGUCGGGUUGUAAAACAAGGCGUGGCCAGAUCGCACAUGAGUAGAUUUCCUGUCCUGCUAAGAACAGAGUGAAGAGCGACGUACACAACACGAAACAGGGACUCAGCAGUUUCACGCCCACAUCGCUUUUCUUCAGCCGCGAAUCUUGUGCCUUUAUUUGUGCGUUAGAAGAACUCGAUCUCAUGGAAUUUCAUAUAUAAAAAUAUAAAGGAACUUGUGGGUUCUUUUCCCCAACUUGGUGGAAACUUACUAGGCUCCAACCAGGCUGCUACUUGUCACAGCUCUAUAAAAGAUGCACUAUUACCGGUAUUCUUCUGCUGAAGUCAGCUGUUGGUACAAAUAUCUACUUUUCAGCUACAACAUAGUCUUCUGGCUAGCUGGAGUUGCCUUUCUUGGUGCUGGUCUUUGGGCCUGGAGUGAAAAGGGAGUGCUGUCUGACUUAUCCAAAAUGACCCGCCUCCAUGGCUUUGACCCUGUGGUCCUCAUUCUAUUUGUUGGUGGGGUAAUGUUCAUUCUGGGAUUUGCUGGCUGUGUAGGAGCCCUGCGGGAGAACAUCUGCCUCCUGAAAUUUUUCUGUGGCACAAUUGUGCUAAUAUUUGUCCUGGAGAUGGCAGUAGCUGUGCUGGCGUUCCUGUUCCAGGAUUGGGUGAGGGACCGGGUGGAGACAUUCUUCAAGAAUAAUAUUAAGUCUUACCGAGAUGACAUUGACCUUCAGAACCUCAUAGAUUCAUUGCAGAAAAUGAAUCAAUGCUGCGGUGCCCAGGAACCAAAUGAUUGGAACCUUAACAUAUACUUCAACUGCAGUAGCACAAGCAAAAGCCGUGAGAGGUGUGGGGUUCCUUUUUCCUGCUGCAUCCAAGAUCCUGCUCAAAAGGUUGUGAACACACAGUGUGGCUAUGAUGUCAGAAAUAUGUCCAUAUCCUAUUGGGAUGAACGGAUCUUUAUCAGAGGCUGCAUCCCUGCUCUGGAAGCUUGGUUGCCCCGGAAUAUUUACAUUGUGGCAGGAAUCUUUGUAGCCAUUUCAUUAUUGCAGAUAUUUGGGAUUUUCCUGGCCAGAACACUGAUUUCUGAUAUUGAAGCUGUGAAGGCAGGUUACCAUUUCUGAAGAUUAAAGUAGAGAUCAUCUGUAAAGACAAAUCGAUUUUUCUUGCUGUGAUAGCAAAGACAGAGGAAACAAAACUCAGAGACCUAGAAAAGGCUUGAUACAAAUAGAGCUUAAAGCCAUAAUAUAUCUUUUUUUAAAGAAAAAAUGCAUAGCUGGAUGCUAUUCUUCCUGGCUUCAAGCUGGAGUUCAGAAACUUGCUCCUCUUCUCACCCAGCUAAUGAAUAGUUUUACAAUGCUGAUCUCUUGAAGGGAAGAAUAUUUAUCUUCAUCCUUCUGUGCACAGAUGUGACGAUGCAAGCAGGCAGUAAUGGACACUACUACAAGGUCCUCCCCUAAAGCGAUUACUGUCUAAGGACUGUUGCCUUGGUUUUCCUUAGAUUCUGGCAUCUAAGGAAUGAUAGAAUGUUCUCUAACAUUCCUUAGAUGUUAGAAUUGUUACAUUCCAAGCGGUCGAUGCCUAGAAUAAAGUUUCAUGAUGCCAAAUGAUCACAUCUUGGGGUGGGGGUUGGGGAAGAUACAUGAAACACCUUUAAUAUUAAAAGCUUGUUCAGGGAUUGUUGAACACGUUGACAAAUUGAAGCAUGCACUGUGAGAUUUUUAAAUGGGAGGCAUGUUUUACAGAGUUGCCUGAAGUCUUAGUUGGGGGGCCUCAAUUGUACAGAAGGAGGGCUUUCCUCUUAUUAGACCAGAUCUAAUGUAUCCAUUUCUGAUGCUAGAGAUCUGAAGAGAACACUGGAGAUAUUUCAAAAGGACUCAUCAUAUUGAAAACCCUUACCUACCUGGAUUUGUAAAGUAGUAGUAAUUUGUAUGUUCAAUAGCAUUGGACCACAGGCCUCCUUUGGAAAGGGCAAGGCUGAAUUAUGUCAUUUCUUCUUUUUAGACCUUUGUAAUAUGGCAUUAUUUAUAGAUGUUUGAAGAAAAACGUGUCUUACAAUUUUGCUAACGUUAUUUCAUAUAGUAGUAGUUCUUAAAAUCAUCUAUCUGUUGGAUUGAAGUUGCUUGUUUUACUAGAUACAUGGAAGCAUUCUUUGGAAAUGCCCACACUUUUACCUUUUUCAUGGCAAUGAAUGUUAGCAUUGGGGUCUAAGUGGAGUUGAACCCUACUAAGAAAAAAUUUAACAAAUACAAAUGUAACAAAGUCUCCAAGAUAUAUGCAAGUUAUUGGAUAUAUUUAAAAGUUCAGUGGUAUUUGAAUAAGGCAAGGCUCUUUUUGAAAAAAAGCACGUACUGAUUAUUUUUACACCAUGUAUGUCCUCUGGCAAAUAGAUGUGCUUAGACUAGUCAUGCUAUAGCCCAUAUCGGAACAAGGUUCCAGAGCCAGCCAUCCUGCACACACAUUGUGACUCAACAAGCUGAAAAUAGGCCAUCAGUCAGGUAUGGAUGCCUGCUGGUAGCCUGAUGAAACUGCCUUCAGUGCUUUGUUAAAACUGGGGAGUUGCUAGAGGAGCUGCUGCAGGUUGCUGUAUAUGGCUGGUGGGAUGCCUUCUGCUUGGUGGAUAAGUUAGGUAGGCCUGCUCUAGAGCCUGCCAUAAACGGGUUGUGUGCCACUGAGAAGGAAAAAGUAUUACAUUUGCCUUUUAAAGCAGUUGAAUUAGGUUGAAUUAUGUCUUGUGGACCAUGCAAACUUUUAUGCAAGUAGUGACCCUCAUUAAAAUGGAUGGCGUGUGCCUUCAGAUUUUUCAACCAUCCUUCACCCAUUCUACUUACAUACCUCUGUAGAACACAGUUCUAGACAGCAAAGUCAAUUAUGUGUUUUCAGGGACCCCUAGAAAACUGCUUUGGGAUUCCUCCUAAUGAAGAGCAUGUUAUAGCCAAAGGCAACAGUUAUAUAAACACUUACCUGUGAAUAAAUCCUAUUGAAGUUAAUAGGACAUAUUUCUGAGUAGGCAUGCAUAGGAUUGUACUGAAAGUUAAGUAUUCUCUAAAUGCGUGUGUAAUGCUCGUAUAAAAAUCAAUGGGACAUAAAAGUGCUUAACUUUGUUGGACUGCUUUA
Molecule: messenger RNA, 3119 nt
Organism: Rhineura floridana
Lineage: Eukaryota; Metazoa; Chordata; Lepidosauria; Squamata; Rhineuridae
Gene: TSPAN14
Product: tetraspanin 14
Exons: 9
Coding region: 314-1126 (270 amino acids)
Biological process (GO): protein localization to plasma membrane; protein maturation; regulation of vascular endothelial growth factor signaling pathway
Cellular component (GO): membrane
Source: RefSeq, a predicted model, not a curated record